AUGGUAGCAGCUGAGGAGGCGUCAGAGGUGAGCGGCCGGGGAGGAAGCGUCGGAGGACGGCAGUCAACGACAUGGAUUAAGCGUCGACAUUUGGUGUGGCCGGAGAAGACGACAUCUGGUCGGAGAUGGAGACCACCAGAGGAAUCAGGAUGUAAACGGGAGUUCUGGAGUAGGGUAGCGAAUUUAUUUCAAAAUAUCAUUGUUUUGUUCUUAUAUGUGCACAGAAGUACUGAAAAAACCAACUGGAAAUUAGGGCUUUUCUUUUCCCCAAUUCAUAGAGGGAUUAAAUUUGUUUUUUUGGUUAAGAUCGUUUGUAUAAGGAUUACCAGGUGGAUCAUAAGUUCACCAUUACAACCUAUUCUGAAGGAUUCAUUAAUAAUGGAGAUCGGUUCGCACAUACCCGAUUUCAACACUAAGUUUACUUUUCACAAACCCGAUUCCGACACUAAGUUUAUUGGGGAUGGAGAGAGCCUUUUGGCACAGACAUUAUUGUCAAUGGUAAGGGUUGGAGUUGAACAAGAGGCAGUCAUCGUCACGUUUGAGGAUCUCACUCUUCUUAAUCCAAGCGGUCUUUUCACUCUUGAAGUCUAUCUUUCAUUUUUGCGGAUGCAACACGGAGGCACUGAAUUUGAUAUUCCAUACAGCAGCAUACGUGAAAUUUUCGUUUUGCCUAAGUGUAGACGACCAUUUACCUUUGUUGUCAUUACUUUGGAUCCUUCCCUCAAUAAUUUCAAACUUUGUUUCCACUUUGAAAGCUAUUAUGUGGUGGAAAAAUUCUUGAUGAUGAAUCCGGAUCUAUAUGCUAUAUACAAAGACAAGUUACAACCCUCUUAUAAGGGAGUUAUUCAUGAAGUUUUCACCACCAUCUUGCAAGGAUUGUAUACGAUAAAACUGACUAAGCCUGGAGAGUUUCGUAGUUGUGAGGAUACUUAUGCUGUAGCAACAGCGAUAAGACUUCUAAAUGGUCUCAUUUACCCUCUUGACAAGUGUUUUUUCUUUUUGCCAACACCUCCUAUUCUCAUCUAUUAUGACGAGAUUGACUAUGUAAAAUUCGUAAGAGACGUUUAUGCAGGAUUAAACAAGCAUCGUUACCUUGAUUUCGUUGUUAAACUCAAGACGCACAAAAAGCAUGUUUUUUGUGGCAUAUCCAGUGAGGAAUACGAUAACCUUUUUGAUUUUAUCAGUUCAAAGGGCAUACAUAUUAGAAGCUUGGAAAGUGCCCAAGAGUCUCAUGAGGAGGAGCAGCUAGCCUUGUCUUCCAUUUGAAAACAUGAACGUGUAUGGGUGUGUGUGUGGAUGUGUGUUUUAAAACUUAAUAUUUAUUAGGAUCAUAUAAAUAAAGCCUGAUCCAAAGAUAGUCUCUGGAUGUGCUAAACAGAGUGUUUGAAUGUGUUUAGUUAUGCUUACUGAAGCAGUAAUAGUUUUUCUAAACUAUUGCAUGGUUCAAAUGGUGGGAUC
Molecule: messenger RNA, 1458 nt
Organism: Lactuca virosa
Lineage: Eukaryota; Viridiplantae; Streptophyta; Magnoliopsida; Asterales; Asteraceae
Source: the annotation of a GenBank genome assembly